Rotaria sordida is the source of this 1173-nucleotide messenger RNA. NCBI's taxonomy places the organism in Eukaryota, Metazoa, Rotifera, Eurotatoria, Philodinida, Philodinidae. The record is from the annotation of a GenBank genome assembly.
AUGUCCUGUAAAAGGAUUUAUAAUUUACUCGUGCGUAAAGAUGAAACUCUAACAAUAAUCGAAAAUACGAAGAAACAUACUGCAAGUUGCUGGAGUCAAUUUGGAUUUCCAGCUAUUGUUGAUAAUAAAGGCGUCGUGGUGACAAAAUUAGACAACUUUGUUUCAUGGGCAAAGUAUGGAAAUAUUCAUGUUGACGAUAUAUUAUUUGGUGCUGAUACUAUUUCAUCUCACGUCGAAAUAUUAGCUAAUCAAUAUCGAUCUGAGAUUCGACAAAAACUAAUUGAACCUUUAUCACAACAUGCUAUAACAAUAUGUCCCGACAUGUGGUGUGAUUCUUAUCUACAAGUUUCAUAUUUGGGUAUUAGUGUGUGUUUUACAGAUGAAAAUUAUCAAUUUUUAACAUAUGAUCUUUGUUGUCAUCCUUAUAGUGAAGAAGAUAAAAGUGCUGAAAACAUUAUUAUUGCAUUAAAAAAAGCACUUGAACCUUUUGGUAUUGCUGAUUUAUCCCAAUUGAACUUUGUUAGUGAUAGAGGCUCUAAUUUUAUAAAAGCACUUAAACCAUAUUCACCUAUAUAUUGUGUAGCUCAUAGGCUAAAUAAUAUUAUCAAGACAUGUUUUUAUCAAACAGGCAAAAUUAAACGAAAAACAGAUGAUGGUAUUCCGAAUGAAGCACUUGAAUUAGUUUAUUCAUCAGAUUCUGAUGAUGAUACUGAUAAUUAUGAAAAUUAUGCUAUUGUAGCAUCUUCAUUCGGUUAUGAUUUAAUUGAUAGUGGAUUGAAUAAAAUAAUUCAGGAUCAAGGUGGUGUUGCUGUAUUGCAAGCAACAACUGUUAGAUGGUUAUCAAUGGUUCAACUUCUUGAAUCGAUUAAUCGUUCGUACAAACAAAUAAAAAAGAUUUUGGCCGAUAGAAAAAAGAUUAUUGUUCUUGAUAAACUUAUAAUUUUACAACUUAUUUUUCUUUUACGGCCAUUCAAACAUAUUAUUUUGAUUAUACAGAAGGGCAAAGAACCUACAUUACAUCUUGUGACAAUAGCUAUUUUAACACUACGUGAUACUUUUAAUACACAUAAAGCUUUAAUAGAAUACAGUCAAAAUUAUCAAAUAAAUCCAUCAACAUCAGAGUUGGAGGAAGAUGAAGAAUAUUUUGAAGAAAAUGAAGGUCUAAACUUGUGA